Messenger RNA from Acaulospora colombiana, 282 nucleotides. NCBI's taxonomy places the organism in Eukaryota, Fungi, Glomeromycota, Glomeromycetes, Diversisporales, Acaulosporaceae. The record is from the annotation of a GenBank genome assembly.
UACGCGUUUAAGAAAAAUAUGCCUAACUCAAGUAUCAAUGUUAAUGACGAACUGAGGUCACAAGAAUUACAAUCUCUUCGUUUACUUCGAGCGAGUUUAACUAGUUUGGACAUUCUCACCAAGCAAAUGUUAAAAGAUUUGGAAAUAUUGACCAGGAAUUAUGAGGUUAUAAAUGCAACCUGUGAAGGGUGGAAAGUUAUUUUGCCCAUUAAUAUUUUAAAGACCGAUAUAACUGACGAGAGAAAUGAAAAUAAUGGAGGGGAUUAUAUGGAAAUAUUGUGA